This is a messenger RNA of Didymodactylos carnosus, 1137 nucleotides long. Lineage: Eukaryota; Metazoa; Rotifera; Eurotatoria; Philodinida; Philodinidae. The record is from the annotation of a GenBank genome assembly.
AUGAGUAUUCUAACUGAAUCAACUGAUAUUACUAUCAUGUCCAUUACACGUGAUUGUUCAGAAUUCUUGACAGUGAAUGUCAAUCGUCUACUUCGUCAAAUUCUAAGUAAAACAUUAACAUUUACUUUACGUUCUCGUCGUACCUAUGUUUUAUGUGAUGACUUUCAAUUAACGUUAAAAGCUCAUUCAAUUGUACCAGUUUAUGGUUAUUGUUUACCACAUGAUCAAUAUCAAUCAACUUAUCAACUUAUUCGUCGUGGUACACAAUAUUUAUAUUUUAAAAAAGGUUUUGAAACUGAUUUGAAACAAAUCAUUUAUGGUGAUGUUAGACAAUAUUCAAAAGUUCCACAGAACAUUUUAAUUUAUGUUGAAUGGUUGGCCAUCCAUGGUGUUCAAAUGAAUAAGACAAAGAGAGAACUAAAUGUUGAUAAAAAAUUAAUUUUCUCUGUAUUAGCUGUCGAACAGCAACUUUACUUAAACUACUUAAAAACAUUAUGUAUUAAUAAUUGUGAACGCAAACGUGAACAAGGUUUAACAUUUUUAUGUAAGGAUACAUUAGCAUUAGAAACAAUAUUACCCUAUUUAACAACAUAUUGUCUUACAAAUAUUCGUGAAUGUUUCAAUAAAAACUCAAUCUCUUUAGAUCAAUUAGUACUAUAUAUAAAUAUGAUUGACUCUCUACUAGAUAAUAAACUCGAAUCAAUUGAAAAAUAUGUUCAUCAUUGGUUACCAAUGAUUCUUACAUGUAUGUUAUUCAAGUUUAAUUUAUCUGAAACCGAUGAACAAAUGUGGAAAAUGAGAUUGACAUGUUCAAAUUCGUGUAUUAAAAUAAUACAUAGAUGUCAAAAAUUUAUUUAUGUUCAAUUUGAACAUCGUCUAUUUGAAAUACUCAUUUAUACUAUGAUCAAUGAUCAGAAUAUAACGUUGUCAAUAUUCUAUGCAAUAUUAUACAUAUUUAAUCAUUUAGGAACGUAUGCAUGUAAAACAUUUUUGAUACCAAUCGUACGACAUAUAGCGUUAAAAUUAGAAAAAUUUUUAAUAGAUGAAAGACAUCUUUUCGAUACAAAAUGGAAAAUAUAUUUGAAAAAGACUGAAGAUUUAAUUGAAUCAAUAUUAGAUCGGAUUAUUUCUAAAUAA